AUGCCUCUCAUAUUCUUAAUACUGUUUGGUUCUUUUUCUGUCAACGCUGAAACCUUCUGGAUCACAACUGAGCUUUUGAAAGUUGAUUGGCGUGAAGGAUGCUUAACUACAGCAAACUGUGCUCAUCCACGUUUCAAAAUUCAAGAAGAGCUUUUGACGCUGAGCGAUGAGCGGACUGUUAGUUGGCCUAUUUCAGAGCACUUCGUACAGGACGCUCCACGUGUCUUGGUUUCUGAAUGGAGAUCAGGAAAACCUGAAGAUGUUUCCGUAUCAUGUCAAGUAGUCGGAACAGAUACUAUGUAUGGAUUUCCUCGAACAUGUGAUAAGACAUCAUCUGUCAGAGUAUUUCAAGCAACGGAUUCAGAAACUCCCAUUCAUACGCGUUCACGACGUCAUAAUAUGGAAACGACAGAUGAAAAAGGCAAGAGUAUCAUUGAGAUACGAGGUAAAUGCUUCAAUGCCACUUUAACUAUUGAAAAGCAUACUGAACGUUGCCCAACCUGCCCGGACCCGAAUGAUAUGACAAUUAUCGGCCAAGAGCUUCCUGACGAACUUUCUGUUUUCUCAGCGUCGAUUCUAGCCCCUUUGCGUGGAGAAGAUCGACUUAUGCACAUUGGAAUGCUUGCAUUAGCAGCGAUUGCUGUAUGUACAUCAGCUGCUUUCGGAUGUCUUCUGGUGGCUUUCAUGAGACAGAAGAAUUUUUCCCGUUCGACGCGCCAGAUAUCUGUUAAACCUCGUUAUCAUUUACCGUACUCGCCAGCUCUUGUCAAAACAGAUGACGAAUCUAGAUAUGAUAUGCCCUGGGAACUUCACCGAAACCUAGGAUACUGGCAAACAAAAUCGGAUACAGCAACUACUACGUCUCCUCUCGAUUCUUCAUCGUCUAUAGGAACAGGCAGAUACAACUACAGAUCAACAAUGCCUCCACCACAGACCAGAAUUUAUCAUCAUAUUUCACCUAAUUCUUCAAUAGGAGCCCACGAUUCAGGAUUAGAAUCAGUCUAG
This is a messenger RNA of Auanema sp. JU1783, 1005 nucleotides long. The record is from the annotation of a GenBank genome assembly. NCBI's taxonomy places the organism in Eukaryota, Metazoa, Nematoda, Chromadorea, Rhabditida, Rhabditidae.